UAUUGCUGCAUAUACUUUGGCAGUGUUAGAGUUAGUUUGACACCUAUGGCACUGGCAGACCUAUUUUCUUCCAUAAUUUAUUUAGCAUAUUUAAGUAGCCUGCAGGCUACUCAAAAUGUAGGCUGUAAUUGAAAACAAUACUGCAUUUUAAAUUGUGCCUCUUUGCAAGGACAGGCAAGAAAUUAGUCAUGUAGUAGUCUAGGAAUUACCCAUAUUUUCUGUCUCUAUUUGAGGAGUAGCAUAAUUUGGGUGAGAGUCCAUGUUCUCCAUGCCGCUGUCCUUUUUAAAUUAAUACAUCCACUAUUGAGGACGUUUUUUAAAUGAUUAUUAUUAUUAACGCUCUCUAAGGACUACAGUGACAGCUUCUCGACGUUGGGAUUUAGGUUUUGUACCUGUAUUCUUGCGCUGAUCUACACAUUUUCGUGCAUGAGGCACCGUUUCCAGGCCUUAUCCUUUGCUUUAAUUAUUUAUUUACGUGUAAACUGCAGUCUUGCUAUCAAAACAUUGAUGGUCGAUAAUUCCCAUCUCUGUUGAGGGCCGAACUAAAACACCUUCAUUUAUUUUCAUCUCAAAUUGGAGUAGGCUGGCACACAGUCAUUAUGGCUCGUCCACGGCCGCGGGAGUACAAGGCAGGAGAUUUGGUUUUUGCGAAGAUGAAGGGAUACCCACACUGGCCAGCGAGGAUUGAUGAACUUCCAGAGGGAGCUGUCAAGCCACCUGCUAAUAAAUAUCCCAUAUUUUUCUUUGGCACGCAUGAAACAAGUCGUCCAAGCUGUCCAGGAUCUCGUCUGGAGAGGAGGAUCUGGAGGACGGGAAAGAGGAGGAUCAGAAGAGCGGAUCGGAGGGGGGAGACCCCGAUAACGGCAUCAUCCAGAACACUGCCGACAGCAAGAACCAGUUGCUGAGAGAAGAACAUUAGGUGCUGUGGACACCUACAGAGGGAAGGGAAGGUAUUCAUUGUUGCUGUCACGUGAUAUUGGAAUGGUCAAACUCCCAUAAUCACCACCUCUAGCACUAACUGUAAUGGGCGAUUCACGUCUAUCUCUAUGUAGAAAAUAACACACAUCUACUACAGUAUAUCACUAAAUCUGUACAUCUCUGCUUCAGCCAAUAGGCGCCCAGGCUAGACUAGAGCCAAGGUAACUAGCUUCAAAACAACAUACACACACACUUGUGUCCCCGUCUCUUUCAAAAUCAGAACACCACAUUUCAUAUCUAAACAGUGUAAAAUAAGCAUCAAUCAAUAUGUAUAUUGACCCUUAGCCUCCACUAUCUGAUUAAUCCAUCAAUGAUGUCAUUAUAGGUAAACAUGUUAGCUAUGUUUGAUAAAACUUCUAUGAUUAUACAGUAUAAUAUACUCCCUUGUGGUUUAUGAUGAUUGAUAUAUGUUGGGUAUUGCAGUGUUCUGAUCAUACUAGUUGUAUCUUGGAUUUGCUUUUAUAAAACAAUGCUUAGGGUUGCAAAAUUCCAGUACAUUUUCAAAAAUGUCCAGUUUUCCAGAAAUCCUGGUUGGAAUAUUCCUGCGAUCAGGAGGGAAUAAGCAGGAAAUCCGGUGAUCAUACGACUGGAAUUCAUGGGAAACCUGAGAAUUUGGGGAAAGCUACUGGAAAUUUGAAAUGUGUGUUUAACUGACUAUAUAACAUAUCCAUAUCACUGUAUGUUGCUCUUUUAUGUAACCCGCAAAAGAUGAAUGGAAAAAGACAUAGAUAAAUGUAUGAAGUGUUGUGCACAAACCGUCUCUCUAACUUUCUAUCUCUCUAUCUAUAUAUUUGACUUUGGCUGUAGAGUAUAAGGCCAGUAUUCUACCUGACUGAUCUAGCUAACUACUUGUCCGCAUCCCAAAUGGAACCCUACCACCUACAUUCUGUAGUGCACUACGCUGCCUUCAUCUUUCUAUGGGAAGUGAUGAAUCGGUUUUAACGUGUGUCAGUAGAAUGGGCUAUGGUAUAUUUUAAAAGCUUUCUAUAGUGGCAUGCUCAACUGUUGUACACAACUACCUAGUUAUUUUCUUAACGUUUUCAAUUAUACUGAACAAAAAGGUAAACGCAACAUGUAAAAUGUUUCAUGAGCUGAAAUAAAAGAUCCCAGAAAUGUUCCAUAUGCACAAAAACAUUAUUUCUCUCAAAUUUGGUGCACAAAUUUGUUUACAUCACUGUUAGUGAGCAUUUCUCCAUUGCCAAGAUAAUCUAUCCACCUGACAGGUGUGGCAUAUCAAGAAGCUGAUUAAAUUAGCGUUACACAUGUGCUCCUUGUGCUAGGGACAAUAAAAGUUUUGUCACACAACACAAUGCCACAGAUGUCGCAAGUUGAGGGAGCGUGCAAUUGGCAUGCUGACUGCAGGAAUGUCCACCAGAGCUGUUGCCAGAGAAUUUAAUGUUAAUUUCUCUACCAUAAGCCGCCUCCAACGUCAUUUUAGAGAAUUUGGCAGUACAUCCAACCAGCCUCACAACCGCAGACCACGUGUAACCACACCAGCCCAGGACCUCCACAUCCAGCUUCUUCAUCAUCUGAGACCAGCCACCCAGACAGCUGAUGAAACUGAGGAGUAUUUUUUGUCAAUAAAAAAGCCAUUUUGUGGGGAAAAACUAAUUCUGAUUGGCUGGGCCUGGCUCGCAAGUGGGUGGGUCUAUGCUCACUCAUGUGAAAUCAAUAGAUUAGGGCCUAAUUAAUAAAUUUAAAUUGACUGAUUUCCUUAUAUGAACUGUAACUCAGUAAAAUCUUUGAAAUUGUUGCAUGUUGCGUUUAUAUUUUUGUUCAGUAUUCCUACUGUUUUUCCAUUCACACUUCUUCCACAGUGCAGUGAAGGAGAAAAAAAGACAUAACACAACCAUGUUUGCAAGCACCUUUCUCAGACGAUAUAUUCAUCCUGAGGCAUUUAUGACAUGUUGGAAACUCAGAAAUACAAGCUUCCGAGUGAAAAAAACAACAUUUGAACUACCCUCCAACUAUUUACAAGUGGGAAACCUCGGGUAUCAUUCCUGUGCUGACCUCUGACAUCACCUACUAAGGAAAUUACCUCGAUAACUACAUUUUUGGCAGUUAAAUGUAACAACAAACCAUUAUUUAUUUUUUAAACAGGCUAUUUGUUUUUUUUAACACUAUAAUUUGUUUACAAACUUGAUAGCUGUACUUUCGUUUAUGAUUGACGCAGCUUGUUUGCCAUUAGGCAAUCAGCGUUCUCAACGAGUUCAAGGCACGUGAAUGCACACAACUCGUUGCUCCGAGUUUACAAGUCAUAUUUUCAGAGUUUCCGACUUGUCAUGAAUGCAGCUUUAGUGUUUGGUGUAAAGUUGGCGUCUGGCAUGCUGGAAAAUUGUGUUUUCUGCCUUGGUUCAGCAUCCAAACUUACUGUUACACACUCCCAUCAAUGGUAUGCCAGUAGCCUGCUCUCCUUCCUAUGUCUUUAUGAAAAAUAUAUUAUAUUUAUUUUUUUGAUGAUAGUUGAUUAUAAUACUGUGUGAAAUGUAAACUCAUACAUUUAAAAAAAGAUAUUUAAACCUUUCAAUCUUUGUUAAUGCUCGGAAUUAGAACAUGUUUUACAUUUUAAAGGUUUGUAGUUUAAAGUAAACUGUUUUUUGCUGUUUAUGGACAAGACUUUUACAGAAUAAACUCAUUGGAAUGCA
Salvelinus fontinalis (brook trout) is the source of this 3623-nucleotide messenger RNA. It is a transcript of the gene hdgfl3, whose product is annotated as HDGF like 3. Gene Ontology annotation, molecular function: double-stranded DNA binding; transcription coregulator activity. Gene Ontology annotation, biological process: regulation of transcription by RNA polymerase II. Lineage: Eukaryota; Metazoa; Chordata; Actinopteri; Salmoniformes; Salmonidae. Gene Ontology annotation, cellular component: nucleus. The record is from RefSeq and is a predicted model, not a curated record.